This is a messenger RNA of Lytechinus pictus (painted urchin), 3289 nucleotides long. RefSeq names its product actin-related protein 2/3 complex subunit 1A-like. The record is from RefSeq and is a predicted model, not a curated record. The coding region runs from base 167 to 1270 and encodes 367 amino acids. Gene Ontology annotation, molecular function: actin filament binding. The transcript has 11 exons. Lineage: Eukaryota; Metazoa; Echinodermata; Echinoidea; Temnopleuroida; Toxopneustidae. Gene Ontology annotation, biological process: Arp2/3 complex-mediated actin nucleation. Gene Ontology annotation, cellular component: Arp2/3 protein complex; actin cytoskeleton.
GAUUGCUCGAUGCGCUAAUUGGUCGCCAUCUAUGCGCCGAUCAAUCAUCUAACCCGGAAAUUCAGCAAGUUCGUGUAGACUGACCAGAGUCCACGAAUUUGGAUUAGAAUUCUCCCUUAAAUUGCAGGGCAUCAUUUUCCAAAACUACAAAAUUUACUGAAUUAAGAUGGAAAAGCACAGCUUUGGCGUUGAACCCAUAACCUGCCAUGCCUGGAACAAGGAUCGAUCACAGGUUGCUGUUUCUGCCAACAGUCAAAUGGUAGACAUUUACCAGAAGAAAGGCAAUACAUGGGUCAAACAAUCCACUCUGGGUGAACACACACAGAGAGUGACAAGUAUCGACUGGGCCCCAAACAGUAACAAGAUCGUAACAUGUGGAUCUGAUCGUAACGCCUAUGUGUGGAGUCUGAACGGAAAUAAUGAAUGGAAGCCAUCUCUUGUCAUCCUUCGUAUCAACCGUGCUGCCACCUGCGUACGCUGGUCACCAAAAGAGGACAAGUUUGCUGUAGGCAGUGGGGCUAGAUUGGUCUCUAUCUGCUAUUUUGAGCAAGAAAAUGACUGGUGGGUCAGCAAGCACAUCAAGAAGCCGAUCCGUUCAACCGUCACCACCGUUGACUGGCAUCCUAACAAUAUUCUCCUUGCAUGCGGAUCAACUGACUUCAAAGUCAGAGUGUUCUCUGCCUAUGUGAAGGAGAUCGAAGACAAACCCAAUCCUACUUCUUGGGGGAAAAAGCUCCCGUUUGGCGCCUGCCUCAAAGAGUUUAGUUUCAGGGGUGGUUGGAUCCACAGCGUGUCCUUUGAUAGCAGUGGAACACGCCUUGCCUGGGUUGGUCAUGACAGUACUCUCAACGUAGGCUGCGGUGGCGAGGAUGCCAAUGCUGUGAAUUUCUUUUUGAACUCCCUGCCUUGCCUGACAUUGCAGUGGGUAGGACCAAGCACCAUCGUAGCUGGGGGUCACGACUGCGAGCUGAUGCGCUUCAGGGUUGAUGACAAGAACAAGAUCACCUUUGAGGGUAAGGUGGGCAUCGUCAAGAAGAAAGCCGCAGGUGCAGUCAGUGCCAUGGCAAAGUUUAAGAACAUGGACAAGAAAGCCACCACCGAAGACGACUCCAAGAAGGCAUCCGUUCACCAGAACUCGAUCAAUCAACUGAACAUCCACACUGGUGCCAAGGAGGCUGUGACCAAGCUUUCUUCCGUCGGCAUGGAUGGUCAGAUGGUCAUCUGGGAUCAGUCAUCUCUGGAAGCCAGCGUUGGGGGCAUGAAGAUUUAAAACCCUUGACCCCCUCCUGACCCCCCCCUUCUGAAAAAAAUAGUAAUGUCAGAGUCAUAUAUCUAAGAGGAAUCAGGCUCAACUGUACAUCAUGUAGUCAAAUGAACAUGCAGGUUUUUGAUAGAGGUUUAAUUAAAUGAUAUAUAACUUGUGUUUAAUAUGCACCCCCAAAUGGCUUCAAUCAACAAUUGAAGUACAGUGUAAUACUUUUCCAGUGCGUUCCAAAAGUAUCAUGUAUUUGUAAUAAACAGAUCUUUCUUUAUGCUAUACAGAUAAUGCUGUAACUGUCACAUAGCUGUUACAUAUGUUUAUGGAUAUAGAUCUACAAUUGUGAUCGUAAUUCAAGACACACACAUGUAACGCAUAUGUGUAGGUAUUCAUAUGGAUGAUGAUUUCAUCAGUUCUGUUUAUUUUUAAUACCAGUAAUGAAAUUGACAAAUUUGCUUUUGGCCCAUUUGUAAUCAAUACUAUUCAAAUUGAUGCACAUUAGUUAUGUAAUCAGAGAUUAUCCUAUUGUGCUAGGUGAAUUGGAAAUUCAUUCCAAUAAUAUUGAGUAUCAUUCCAAGAGUCGAGAAUGUCAGAACUUUAUCAAAAGAAAUUUUAGUUUAGUUGUUGAUUUGAAACCAUUUUUGUCUUUCUAGCAUUGCGACAGCAUUCCAUUUUUCUUUUUUAACCAACAGUUUGUAACAAAUGAAUGAUUAACUGAACACUUAUGAUAAGUGCUUCAUAAGCUCAUAUGUAUAAGUAAUUUGAAGAUAUGCAUAAUAUAUGUAUGGUGAUAUAAUGCUAUUAUUAGGAAAUGUACCACAUCCAUUUCGGGAACAAUUGAUAUGAAAUGGAAAUGAGUAUACCAGUAUAAUUAAGAAUCACUUUUAUCAAGUAUAAUCUUAUUUCAAGAUAUCAUGACCAAGCGUUUUUGUCUCACCUGCAUAGCAGAGUGAGACUAUAGGCGCCGCUUUUCCGACGGCGACGGCGACGGCGACGGCGGCGUCAACACCAAAUCUUAACCUGAGGUUAAGUUUUUGAAAUGACAGCAUAACUUAGAAAGUAUAUGGACCUAGUUCAUGAAACUUGGCCAUAAGGUUAAUCAAGUAUUACUGAACAUCCUGCCUGAGUUUCAUGUCACAUGACCAAGGUCAAAGGUCAUUUAGGGUCAAUGAACUUAGACCAUGUUGGGGGAAUCAACAUCAAAAUCUUAACCUAAGGUUAAGUUUUUGAAAUGUCAUCAUAACUUAGAAAAUAUAUGGACCUAGUUCAUGAAACUUAUACAUAAGGUUAAUCAAGUAUCACUGAACAUCCUGCAUGAGUUUCACGUCACAUGACCAAGGUCAAAGGUCAUUUAGGGUCAAUGAACUUUGGCCGAAUUGGGGGUAUCUGUUGAAUUACCAUCAUAACUUUGAAAGUUUAUGGAUCUGAUUCAUGAAACUUGGACAUAAUAGUAAUCAAGUAUUACUGAACAUCCUGUGCAAGUUUCAGGUCACAUGAUCAAGGUCAAAGGUCAUUUAGGGUCAAUGAACUUUGGCCAAAUUGGGGUAUUUGUAGAAUUACAGCCAUAAAUUUGAAAGUGUGUUGGUCUAGUUCAUAAAACUUGGACAUUAUAGUAAUCAAGUAUCACUGAACAUCCUGUGCGAGUUUCAGGUCACAUGAUCAAGGUCAAAGGUCAUGUAAGGUCAAAGAACUUUGGCCACGUUGGGGGUAUUUGUUGAAUUGCCAUCAUAUCUCUAUAAGUGUAUUGGUCUAGUUCAUAAAAUUUGGAAAUAAGAGUAACCAAGUAUCACUGAACAUCUUGUGCGAGUUAUAGUAGUUUUCAAAAUCUGCACUGCUGCUAUAUUGAAUCGCGUGAUGCAGGUGAGACGGCCAGAGGCAUUCCACUUGUUGGAUUUUGAGAUCAAUUUUAUUUUACCAGAUUUAUUUUGUUUCGAUGUUCAAAAUAUUUGAACAGAUGGUGUAUGGAUCUUACAACCAAGGAAAAUUUGUAUGAAAUAUGACUGAAAAUACAAUAAAAAUAGCAAAAUAAUA